Molecule: messenger RNA, 3009 nt
Organism: Saccostrea echinata
Lineage: Eukaryota; Metazoa; Mollusca; Bivalvia; Ostreida; Ostreidae
Product: nicotinamide/nicotinic acid mononucleotide adenylyltransferase 1-like
Exons: 9
Coding region: 23-1111 (362 amino acids)
Biological process (GO): NAD+ biosynthetic process
Molecular function (GO): nicotinate-nucleotide adenylyltransferase activity; nicotinamide-nucleotide adenylyltransferase activity
Source: RefSeq, a predicted model, not a curated record
CGUUUCCGAUUUUAAAAUUAUUAUGACAGAUGAAGUUCCGUCAACAACAGACAACACAGCCCGUUCGGACACCGAUACUGAUUCGGAGGAAAACAUGAGUAAUCCGACGAAAUGUGUGUUGUUAGCGUGUGGAUCGUUCAACCCGGUUACAAAUAUGCAUCUGAGAAUGUUUGAGAUUGCUAGAGAUGCUUUACAUAGGACACAAAAAUUUACAGUUAUAAAAGGAAUCAUUUCUCCAGUUAGUGAUGGAUACAACAAAAAGGAUUUACUGCCAUCCAGUCACAGAUGUGAGAUGCUGAAGCAAGCACUGAAGUCCAACAACUGGAUAAAUUUAGACACAUGGGAAUGUGAACAAUCCAAAUGGUUAGAAACCGCGAAAGUUUUGAAGUACCAUCAAGCCAAAGUUGACAGAGAGUACACCACCAAGACAAAACCAGCGCCAACAAAGAAGAGGAGGAAAGAUCUACGGAAUGUUCACAUCAACAGCAAUGACAGUGAAUAUGAGGAAAUGACAGUUGAUGACCAUAAUGCAAUAAAUGCCGCCUUGAAGAAGGACAGUGUUAAUGUUAGACUUCUUUGUGGAGCUGAUCUGCUGGAAUCCUUUGGAACUCCUGGACUGUGGGCUGACAAAGAUAUUGAAGACAUAGUUGGAAAAUAUGGACUUGUUUGCAUAACAAGGGCAGGUUCAGACCCAAGAAGAUUUAUAUAUGAAUCAGAUGUUUUAACCAAAUAUCAGGAAAAUAUCUUUAUAGUGACUGAAUGGAUAUUCAAUGAUAUUAGUUCAACAAAAAUCAGGCGAGCGCUGAGGCGUGGUGAGAGUGUGAAGUAUCUUUUACAAGAUGUUGUGAUAGACUAUAUUAAGGAGAAUCAUCUUUAUGGCGUCGAGGACAAUACAGCUUUCGACAGGGGAUGUUCCAACAUCGCCGGGUGGAAAACCAAUGAAUAUUUGCUUUUGUCAAAACCCAAAGACUCGCUAUGUACUGUGGUAACAUUGUCUACUAUGACUGCAAUAUUUACCCCUGUUCUGCUCAGCCCUAAUGUCAAAUUAAACAUUCUAAAAGUGCUUACUUUUUGCCUUUGUGAAUAUUUGUGUGUAUUUUCUUUGUUUUGACGUUCUAAUUAAGUGAAACAAUCUGUUUGUAAGUGAUUUUGAAGCAAUUUUUUUUUCAACGUAAUACAUGCUUUAAGAGAUGUUUUUUCGUGUUUCACUAUUAAUGAAUGUGGAACAGAUCUCUUUUUAUCAAUUAUGAAAUGCAACAGGAGCAUGUACAUUUUCAAAAAGCAUGUACAUUAUUGUUACAUUGAAAGGGACAAAAAUUAGGAAAUUAUGUUCAAGUAAAAUCUAUUUGUACAAUGCAUAUUUUUUUACUGUACUUAGUACUUUCAUAACUUUAAGAUUUUUAGUGGGGUAAUGAAAUACAUAAAGAAUAAUACAUUCCUUUUUCCAUAUCACAUAUUGUGUAUCAGCCCGAGUCACCAAUAUCAGCUGAAGGGCUGAAGGCUUGAGGGCUGAUAUUGGUUGAGGGCUAAUACACAGUGCAUCAUGGAAAAAAGUGAAUUGUGACAACAGUUUGAAUACUGAAACAGAAAAUGGUCGGUAGUUGUUUUACAUAUCAAUUAUGGGGAUGAUUUUUUUCCUUGUAGUAUAGUAUAGAGAUACCUUCAUAUUGUAUGUUAGGAUUUGUGAUACACAGUGUAUCACAAGGUACUUCCUAUAGAUUAUCUAUGAACAAUUUUACUCAAAGUGACUUCUGGCAAUCCAACUGACAAGAAUUCUUAAUUCUACCAUGGUUAUCACAAAGAUCAAGGAGAUGCCAUGGCCAUUAUUCUCCAAUAAAUCACAAAUGUCAUCAGCAAAUUAUCAAUAAUUUUAAAUCGGUAUAUUCCUCUAAUUUUGACUGCCUUCACUAGGAAAAGGAUAGAGGCAACUUUUCAUUGUGACGCAAAUUGGUGGGCAAAAAUUUACUUUGGGUUCCAAAACAUUGCACUUUUUCUAAUGCUUGAGAUACAAAUAAACGAGGAUAGCGUUCAAUUGUGACAUCAUGAGACACUUCUGAUGACAUCCUAAUCUAGCUUCUGCAUUUCUCUAUAGAGAAGUUUAAAAUAUUAGAAUAUUAGAAUAGAAAUAAUUCCCUUGUUGUCGGAAUUGUUGGAGAAUAUACCCCUCAGUCUUGAGAUUUUGUUGGCAAAUAAAACCUCACCCUUCGGGCUUGGUUUUUACUUGCCAACAAAAUCUCUCAACUAUCAGGGUAUAUUCGCCAACAAUUAUUUGUUAAAUAAAUAUUCUAUUGCUAUAUGUGCACUCUGUAUUUAUAUGUAUUGUAGCUAGUUUAGCAGUGUCCAUAUAUAAACAUAUGUUACAUUAUGUGUUCUUUGAAGUUUAAAAUAUAAAAUGCUGUGAAAUGAAAUCAACUAAGUGAAUGAAAGCAAAGUUUAAAGAAAAUUAUCUGGUAUGAGCACAUGAAUGUAGGUACAAUACCAUAAUUGUGCUUGUUAUGGCAAUUACGUAUGUACCAAGUAAGAUGUACAAGGCUGUGAUGACAAAUAUGUGUUACAUGUUACAUAUUUUAAUGUUAUUUUAUGUUAAUUAUAAGGCCAACUUUAAGAUAAUGUUUGUUUGCCCUCUCCCGACUCAGGCUGAAAAAAUUGGGUCAGUAGGUAGAUGGGAAUUUUUUUUCCACCAGAAAAUUUCAACCUCAAUGCUGAAUUUUCAAAAUCUAUUUUCUGGAAUGCAUAAAAAAAAUAAGUUUCUUGGAGGUUGAAAAAAUUGUUGAGUCAGGCCAUUUUUAGCCAGUCAGUCGGGAGAGGGCAACCAAACAAUUUUUUAAAGAUGGCCUAAUUGUUACCUACAGAUAUUAUACAAUGUUUACACUAUAUGACGUUACUGACUUCAGCCAUAGGAGAGACUGAUUUUCUAUAUAGCUGUUGUAUUCAAGUAUGACAAUGUUAAUUAAGAUUAAGCUUUAGGUGAAUCAAUAGAUUUAAUAAAAAAAAAAAAUUGAGUUUGUA